Messenger RNA from Nerophis lumbriciformis (worm pipefish), 1188 nucleotides. The record is from RefSeq and is a predicted model, not a curated record. Lineage: Eukaryota; Metazoa; Chordata; Actinopteri; Syngnathiformes; Syngnathidae.
AUGACCGAGGGCAAGCUAGAACUCAAGCGCCUGUGGGUGCUGAUGAUUACCGCAUUUGUCGACAUGAUCGGCUUUGCGCUGAUCAUGCCGUUGUUGCCGUUCUUCGCGACAAGGUUUGGCGCUUCGCCAUCGAUCAUUGGCGUACUGAUCGCAAUUUUCGCGCUUGCCCAGUUGAUCUCAGCGCCGUUGUGGGGCCGUCUGUCCGACCGCUUCGGUCGCCGCCCGGUGCUGCUCGGUGGGCAGGCGCUGGCCGCCGCAUCCUUCUUGAUGUUCGCCGCCGCCGACUCGGUGUGGCUGCUGCUCGCCAGCCGCUUUCUGCAGGGCAUCGGUGGCGGCACCAUCAGUGCCGCCCAAGCCUACGUCGGCGACGCCGUGGGCCCCGACGAGCGCGCCAAGGCGCUCGGUUGGAUCACCGCCUGCAGCAGCGCCGGGGUCAUGGUCGGCCCGGCCAUCGCUUCACUCAGCGUGCGCUACAGCUACGCCGCCCCGGGCCUGAUCGCCGCCGCGAUGUCGCUGGCCAGCCUGGUCUUUGCUUGGCGCUGGCUACCCGAAUCCUCGGCGCCAAGAAUCAAGGGCGAAGCUCUGCCGCUGCGUCCGCCACUGCUCGGAGCUAUUGCCAACGUGCUGCGCCGCCCCGGCGAAACCGUUAGCGCGCUGAUCUGGAUCUACUCGGCGGCGAUGAUGGCCUUCAUGGCGCUCAACGGAAUUAUGGCGCUCUACCUGGCGGCCCAAUUCGGGGUCACCGAACGCAACAUCGGUUGGUUCUACCUGGUCAUCGGUGCUGUGUCGGUGGUCAUGCGCGCCAUCGUGCUCGGCAAAGCGGUGGCGCGCUUCGGCGAAGUCCGAGUCCUGCGCAUCGGCGCCCUGCUGCUAGCCCUGGGCAUGGCCACCGCACCGCUGGCUACCCACCCGCUGUUGUUUCUUCUCAGCGCCUCUUGCAUCCCCGCUGGCACCUCGCUGCUGUUCCCAUCCACCACCUCGUUGGUGUCCCGGCAUUCGCCGAAGGACAGCAUGGGCCAGAGCCUCGGUGUCCAGCAGGCCAUGGGUGGCAUCAGUCGGAUGCUCGGGCCGCUGUGGGCGACGGCGAUCUUCGAGCGGCUUGGGCAUGCUCAGCCGUUUUGGAUCGGGGCUGCGCUGGUGCUGGCUACGGUGUUGUUCUCGUUGCGGUUGAAGCCGAGAGCCAGGUGA